Sycon ciliatum is the source of this 6251-nucleotide messenger RNA. RefSeq lists its product as uncharacterized. Lineage: Eukaryota; Metazoa; Porifera; Calcarea; Leucosolenida; Sycettidae. The transcript has 2 exons. Gene Ontology annotation, molecular function: RNA polymerase II cis-regulatory region sequence-specific DNA binding; DNA-binding transcription factor activity, RNA polymerase II-specific. The record is from RefSeq and is a predicted model, not a curated record. The coding region runs from base 682 to 5136 and encodes 1484 amino acids. Gene Ontology annotation, biological process: regulation of DNA-templated transcription.
UACAGUCGUUAUCGGUAGCACUUCGGUCUUCACGGUCCUUGUAUGCCGGAUGGGUCGCCGCUUGUUUGUGCGCGCCCAGCCCUUUUGGUGGCGGCAGAUUGCGGACCUUCGCUAGCUCGUCAUGCAACUAACUACAACGUUACUUUAGUCUAGUCCGUAGACCUACGCCAGGCUACGGUACAUCUUUGAUGUUUACUGACUACUGAAGCACAAUCAUAGAGGAAGUGCAGCGGCUGGCUCGUUACAGACUCCGUGUUCAUGGUGUUGUCGCUCACACUGGAUGACUGUGCUACUGCUAUAGCUUGCACUGCUCUCAGCCUCAGGUCAGGCAACUGGUUUUUGUAGGCGGCAGCGCAGCAUGCAGCGAACACACGGUAGUGGAACUUACUCCUGUUUUCAGCCGUUGGGAGCGUGCGGAGCUUCGCCGGAACGCAGGUUCUGAACGAGCCCAGUCGCUGGAGGUUGGUGGCGGCCUUCAGGUCUUCAGUGGAAGGUCGGCAAAGAGUGGUUUCAAUGGUCCUGUGUCUUGCCUUCAAGGGGUCGCUCGCAAGGACAUGUGCAUAGCUGAAAUCCUGGAUGUUUUGAAAGAUAUAUCUGACUAAGUGGAGGAAACAAACGUUGCUCAUUGCGCAAUCAUUGUGCAACCGUGACGCGUGACUUACGCCACAGGUGUGGUGCAAGAUGUCAGACGAGGGCGAGAUGUGUGGCUCGCCGCCUCCGCUCAUACCCAAGGGUGGCGGAGAGGACGCUCGGCAAACGAAAAGCGGGGAUGAAACAUCCCGGCGGUCUUCGGUUACCCCGGCAGACACUGUGGAAGCAGGCAGCAAUGUGCGCUAUCAUCCCUACGGUCGCUCCCAGCCGGGUGUUGCCGGUCAACCCUCACAGGUCAGCCAGUCACAAGUACAGGCAGACAGAGAUCACACACAGAUGCACGUUGCGUCAGCGACAUCGGAACAUCCCGCUCAAAGAUCUCACUUGGACACAGCACAACAGCAGCAGCAGCAGCAACAACAAUUUCAGCAGCAGCAGCGUACAGGUGCACAAGCAAUGUAUUACUUGCAACCGUAUGGCACAGCGCCCGAACAAGCACACCAGCAGCAACAGCUCUUUCAGCAGCAGCGGCCCGUCAGAAGCCAGCACCACACUGAAGCUCGCACACCCCAAGACAAGGCGAGACUGACACAGCAGCAGCAGAUAAACGCUGCGCCGAUAAUGUCUUCAGAUCACUCUACAGUUCAACAGUCAGGAGCCCUCUCCAGACCAUCAGCUAGCCACCCCCAGCAACAACAACAGCAACAGCUAUCUUUGCCUCACUCCCAUCGCACUACUACAGCAGUGGACGAUGGCGGCGGCAGUGGUGGUGUGCAGCGUACAGCAAUGGUUUACCCGCAGCAGGCGCACGGACGAGGCCAGACGGCAGACGAGCUGCCCGAGCAGCCUGACAAACAGAGCGCGUAUGACUCGCAGACCGGGCAGCUGUCGCGUGCAGAGGUGGCGACUGGCGUACAGCAGCAGCAGGCGGCACGUCGACAGAUUAGCAGCACCACCAGCAGCAGUACAGUGCAUGCGGAGGCAGAGAUGAGUCGCAUGAGCUCUCUUUCCACGGUGCGUACUCCACAACCCUACCAACAGCAUCAGCAGCAAAAGCAGCAGCCUAAGCAACGUCCUUCACUUUCACAGUUGAGUAGUGCAGGACGAAUCUACGAUCAUUCCCAGCAACGAGGCGCCGGUGUCACUCGUGUCCAGGCACCCAGCACUGGUCAACAGCAGCAACAGGCCAUGGCCAUCAUGGCAUCGCAUCGGCAGCAGCAGCCUAAAACGCACGGCGGCCACGACGGCUCGUUGGACAGCGCCUUCUACAGCCAUGCCAGGCGCACUCCUAGCGCCCAGCAGAUGCAGCAGCAGAAGCAGCAGCAGCAGCAACAACAACCAAUGUAUGCAACAUCCAUGGUGGACGGGCAGCCUUCCCAGAGACACCCACAACAUCGAGCGAAUCAGCAGAUGCAGCCAUCGUCACACCAAGGCUACCACCGACAGCCAGCAGCCCAGGUAUCUCAUACCCCAUCACAGCAACGACGCCAUCAGCAGCAGCAGCAGCAGCAGCAGCUACAACAGCAACAAGAUCUCUACCGUUACAAAUCCCAGUCGCGCCCGCAGCAGUCGCUCUCCGCGGCGGUGGCUGUGACUAUGCGGCCAACAUCACAAGCAAGGCCGGCCGCAGGGCAAGUCGAUUACGCUGUUAUUGACGGGGAUAGUCCACCGUCAAUGCAGUCAACAACCGUGCAGUCUCACCAGCACUUGACAGGAGCAAAGCAAAGGCAGCAGCAGCAGCCACCACAGCAGCAGCAGCAGCACUGGGGCCGGUAUCCGCCUGCUGCCGGCAGUAACCAGUCCACUGCCGGCCAGUACCCUUCGCGUAGUACAGUGUCACCGAGCGAAUCACCUGUCUAUCAGCGACCGCCGAUGAUGAAAUCAAACAGAUCCUCGAGCGCAGGAGUCGAAGCGAUGGACACAGGCACGAAUCCACACCAACCGCUGGUAGCGUCAUCUCACGCCUCCGCUCCGCUUCCCCGCAGCUCUGGCUAUGCUCAAACUGAUACCAACACUGCUACAGGCGGCCAUGACCGCAGCUGGCAAUUUCACACCCAGAAGAGUAAUCGCCAUCAUCACUCCUCCCUCACUCCCAGUCAACAGCAGCAGCAGCACACUUUGUAUUCUAUAACACAGCAGGGAUCACAACGGCCAAGGGAGUCUCCGGCACUGAUGCCCAGAGAUAUAUCCACGAGGCCCAGGCAAGCUCACAGUAAUACUGGCAGCACUAAUGGCAGAGAUGAUGUACAGAUAUCUCCUACAGGAGACAUGGAUACUCUGAGUACACAGGCCGUCGAGCUUUAUGAUGACAUGGAUGUAGCACCUGAGCUGGACGAUUCGUUGUUGAAAGUUGCAAUGUCGAUUUACGACCUGUCCACUUGCCUGGAUGAGAAGAACCCAGACAGGGAGAAGCUUGACACUCUCACCGGCAUCGUUCUGCAGAGUAUAGAUCAGCAAAGAGAGCGUGAAUUCAAGUACAGAUGUCAAGCGGGUGCUUGGAGCGCAGGAGGCCGCUUGAGCGUUGAGUACGUUGGUAAUGUGGGCAACGAAACGUGGAAACGCUUCCACCUGGUGUGUUCUCUGAUUUUGCCUGCUAAAGCGAAACAAUGGGAGCGUUCAGUGUACCACGAUGCCGCAUAUGACUCCACACUCAACGUGUUCCGGUGCCAUUUCUGCAAUGAUGAGUUCAAGCGCCGCCGAGAGCUGGAGUAUCAUUAUCUGGGUCACCGGCGUCCAGCCGCCCCGUACCUCUGCCUGAUCUGCGGUAAAUGCUCACCGGACCGGAAAACAAACGACUCUCACCUGUACCGUCACGUCAUGAAGGACGUGACGUGCCAGCUGUGUGGCAAUGCCAUCAAAUCCAUCACCUCGUACCUGCAGCACUGGAUAGACGACCACUUCUUCGGCACGCCACUUGUGGCCCUGCCCAUUCCCACGCCGGACGACUCUGAGUUGACCAUCACGCCGUGCAAGAGUAGCGACAUGCUCCCGCAGUCUCUGCCCGCAGGCCGCGAUCGUGAUGCAGUUUCCCGCCCGCAAAACUGGGACGAGAAGGUGUCUUGCUACAAACAACUGGCUGCUAAGAUAUCGCCAGAGUCGGCUGGCUACUGGCAGACUCGGGUAGGGAAAGACCCCAGUGUUCAUCAAGCCACUGGUGACUAUUGGUGCGGGCAAUGCGAGAUCAUGUUUCAGUGGCGGCGUGACCUGGAGUUCCACUUCCUGACUCACAUCGAACCAACUCGCCCAUCUGUAUGUCACAUCUGCGGCCGUGUGUUCUCAAAGCAGGAUCAUACUAAUCGCCAUGCCCAUGUGCACAAUCUGGGUGAUCUCAUCUGCCAGCUGUGCGGCGAUACAUUCACUCGGAACUCGCAUCUCGAGCGUCACUGGAACAAUGUCCAUUUCCCCAAUGUUUCUAGUCCCCAAGCAAGCGCUCUCAAUGAAUCAACAUCACCCGUUGAUAGCAGUCAUGCUCUUGGAGACUUGUCCGAUGCAGAGCCCGAAGAAAGCUUCAACGCAUCUCCCCUGCCAGGCGGUUACCUCCAUGAACUAUUGACACGUGAACAAACACGACACGUCGACACCAGCAGCCGGUUCUCUCACAUAAGUGGCUCGCCCAAGCGUGAUCCCAAGCCGAUAACCCGAAUGGACAGGCGCCGUAGCCUGCUCUCCACCACCACACCGACUUCUACAGGUGAGAAGGAGCGCACACCUCGCCGGACCGCCGCAGCUGUUGCUGCAGUUGCUGCUGCUGCGGCUGAAGAGGACUCUCCGCCCGAGUUCAACCCGGAACGGCCGUACAAAUGCAGAAUCUGCCACCGAGCGUUCAAGCGCAGCGCACAUCUUGUUCGACACGAGCAUGACCUGCACCAGGUGCAGCAUGAUCGCAACGCUCCACGCAGCAGCAGCAAGUCCACGGCACCUCACCAGCAGCAGCAGCAGCCUGUUCUGGUCCACUGCCAGAUUGCCAAGUGCAACGCCAAGUUUUUGCGCCGCGAGCUCCUGUGCAGCCACAUGCAGACGGCACACGGAAAGAGCGCCAUUGUCUGCAAGCACUGCGAUCGCGUCUUCACCACAAACGGCGCGCUCACAAAUCACGCCAAGACCCACGAGAGAGCCGCCCGCGAGAAACUGCAGAAGAAGGCCAAGAAGAAGAUGAAGAAGAAAGGAAAGCGACCGGCAACGGGAGCGGCGGCAGCUGCGGCGGCGGCAUCCGCCGCUCGUAAGGCAGCAGCACAGACUCAUAGCCGUAUGACUACUGCUGCUCCCCCAGAGCAAUGGGACGAUGGGGAGGAUGUAGGAGAUGCUGCUGGCCACUCGGGCAAUGCUUCUGAUAAUGCGCAGGUUGGCGAUGAGUACGGCAGUGAGGAGGUUUCACCCAGUGAUGAGCAAUAUGAUGAGGAGCAGUACGAACAUGAGGAGCAUGGUGAGCACGAGGAUCCGGACGAACAUGAUGGAGAAGAAGAACAUGCCUUCGUCAAGAAGGAGCAGGAGGAAGAGGAGACGAACGAGUCGGGUCUCUCCGACAAGGAAGUAGCCAUUGAGUAGGCCGUCCGCUCUCGCAGCGGUGUCACGCAUGUGUGGUACAUUGUCAGGUAUGUCUCAUACACUCACUGUGGGCACUCACUGCGGGCACUCACUGUGGGCACUCACUGCGGGCACUCACUGUGGGCACUCACUGCGGCGCACACAACAGUAGAGUGGAGCAUGCGCACCCACCGGUCUUGCGCACGUAGAAUGUUGUUUGUAUUUAUUGCAUGGGCUUUGAAUUUGCGGCAACUCAAGUAUAGUAACUACGUACAGCUGUACCGUGUACCGUGCUGCGAAGGAACAUCCCUGCUGGUAAAACGGCCCAGAAGUAUGAUAAUUAUGAUAGGUAACUAGGUACUGUGAUACAGUGCUGUGAAGAAAUAUCCCUGCUUGUAAAUCGGUACAAACAUACUUCGGCCUUGUUUUUCUGUUCUUUAUACCCUUCGGGCAGCAAAGCCAAAUCAAUAUACUCCCACGUUGUCCUCUUUUCAUGCACCUAAUUGGUCGAACUGGGUUCUAUUCGCCUCGGAUAGUUAUAGCCUUUUGGCGCAAUGUGUGUUGAUAUGCGUUGCAAUGCACAUACCCCGUACAGGUACAGGAGUCACUUGGGCAGUUGACGAAAAAAAAGAAGCUCCGAGGCUAUUUUUGUGUUUUGCUUUUGUUCUCUUGUUGGGAGUCACAAGCCGAUAAGCAAGAUAACAGUUACUUUGAUCGGUGUACUUACCUACUGUAUAUCACGCAUGGAAAUACUGGCAUUUAAAAAAAUGCAUUUGAGGCUUCCUUACAACUGCUCUGUGCUAUUCCGCCAUAAUAUCCUUGCUCAUUGUACAUUGCAUGCGCGCAUGGGAACGCUGAUUAAUAUUUGUAUUUGAUGUUCCCUGGCAAUGCUGGUAUUGUCUGUAUUUGAUGCUUCCUUUCAUCCACAGUGUGCUGUUCCCUCACACAUGUGCUCCAGUGCAGUUUUGUUUUUGUGGUGUCGUAGCUCUAUUUAACCUGGAUGUGCAAUUGUUUGGGGUCAGUAUUUGGUUUGAUAAUCUUUUUUUUUUCUAAGACAUCAUGAUCGGGUCUAGUAUUAUAUUCCCAUCAACGUUAUAAAGUACAACUGUGUUUGCGUCGUCGACUGCGCACAUGCG